GUUAAAUGAAACGGAGUUUGACUCGCCUCGGUAAGAUUUAAAUAACAUGGAAGCCAAUACGUUUUGUUUUGGAUGUACAUUGUAUAUUUUAUAAGCGUAUUUUCGCUUUAAAAAAAGGAUUUAACGUUAUGCCUGACAAAAGUAUUUUAAAUUAAAUGCAUGCAGUCUGAAGAAGAGAGCAACCAUGGAGCCCUUUCUGCAAAAGAAGCAGACGUGCACCCCACAACAGGCGAAUGUCCUCACUGAGUCAGUAUUGCAGAUGCUGAUCUAUGAUAUGAGGCCGCUCUCCAUGGUCGAUGGUGCUGGGUUUCAACAAAUGAUAGCCCAGUUCAAUCCAGACUACAUCCUGCCAUCCAGAACCCAUUUCACCCACUUGAUGGAGCAGAAAUACAGUACAACGUUUCUGAAGGUAAAGCAGAUCCUAAAAGAGGUAAACAGCUACAUCACACUGACGUGUGAUGUUUGGACCAGCCGUGCCACAGAGGCAUAAACUGGCAAAGAGGUGAUAGAGAAAUUUGACAUGUUGCCUAGCAAAAUUAAAGCAAUAGUACAUGAUAACGGGUCUAACAUGGUGGCGGCAGCUCGACUCCUGGAAGAAAAACACGGUUGGUCUUCAGUCCGCUGUGCUGGCCACACCCUCCAACUUAUCGUCAACAGUGCCCUCAAAGAGCCCAGCAUCAACAAAGCUACUGGUGCUGCAAGAAACCUAGUUGAGCACUUUAGGAGAAGUGAGCUGGCAAAUUCAAAACUGAAGAAGAAGCAGCAGCAAAUGAACACUACAGAGCACAAGCUGAUUCAGGAUGUCAGUACGCGAUGGAAUAGCACCUAUUACAUGGUAGCAAGACUCCUGGAGCAGCGCUACCAAGAGGCAAGCACUACUUAGACCUGAAACCAGAGCAGUGGGUACUACUUGAAGAGCUGGUGCAAGUGCUAGGGCCUUUUGAAUACGCUACUGUUUUCCUCAGUGGGCAGGAGUAUGCUACUGCUCCAUGUCUUCCACAGCUGGUCAAAGGGCUGCAACGGUCCAUACAGCAAACCCAGUUUGAGACAAGCUCAGGAAAAGCCUUUCAAGCCAUUGCAGGAAAAGGAAUCAGUGAGAGAUGAGAGAAUCUUAACACUGUGACUGCAGAGAGAGACAACCCACUUGUUCUUGCAGCUGCCAUCGACCCAAGAUUCAGAAAGCUGAAGUUUAUCUCACCUGAAGAUGGCACAAGGGUGCAAAGUACAGUUGAAGUUCUUGCUAUCAAAGAAGCAAAGGCCAAGACUGGACUACAUGAUGACACUGAGGAGCUACAGCAGAAGAAGAGGGGUCAUAUCUCAGGGGCAAAGUCAGCGCUGGAUAACCUGCUUCAGUCUGACACUGACAGUCUGAGUGAGGAAGAGGAGGAAACCCAGGAGGUCAAAAAAAUCCAAAUGGUGAGGAGGGAAGUUCAUAUGUUCUUCACAGAGCCACCAAUAGCCAAAAAAGAAGACCCUCUCAGCUGGUGGAGCGAAAAUGAGGGGCGUUUUCCCACACUGUCAAACCUAGCAAGAUCUCUUCUGUGCAUUCCUGCAACAUCCACCCCUGCAGAGCGAAUUUUCUCAGCAGCAGGAAAUAUCUGCUCCCAGAAGAGAGCAAGUCUCACACGAGACCAUGUGGAUAUGCUGACUUUCCUUAAUAUGAAUAAACUGAACGACAUAGCCUGAGCCUCAUGUUGAUUUUAAACUUGGUCUGUCCACCAUGACAGGUUUUUGUUCAGGUAGUAUCACACAGUCCAUGUUUACAACUUAAAUUCAGACUCUGAAAGCUUAUUUUAAAACCUUUAGAUUUCAUAAUGUUGAGACGAGUUGAAAAGUUAUUUUGCAACAGAUUGACCACUGAAUGUAUCUCACAAAAUGCACUUAAUAUUUUGUUUACUGUUUUAUUGCUGCUAAUGUGCCUGCCCCUGGUUUACAGGAAGAAAAUGUUUACUUUAAUAAAUGUUUUAAUUUAUUUUUUCUUAUAAAACAAAUGUGCCUGUCCUUUAUAAAAAUGAUUGUUUCUUUAUUUAUGCAUUUAUGUCUAUACUGACCGAGCACU
This is a messenger RNA of Misgurnus anguillicaudatus (oriental weatherfish), 2059 nucleotides long. The record is from RefSeq and is a predicted model, not a curated record. NCBI's taxonomy places the organism in Eukaryota, Metazoa, Chordata, Actinopteri, Cypriniformes, Cobitidae.